AUGUUAAAAAUGAAUAAGGUAACUUUCUUUUAUUUAAAAAUAUUAUAAUAUAAUUUCUUUAUUUUAUUAAAUUAAAUUAUAAUAAAGUUAAAAUUGAUGAGAAAUUUAUAUAGAUAAAAUAAUAAAUUGAAUAUAAUUAAUAAAUAAAUAAUCUUUAAAACAACUAGAAUGAUGAAAACUAAAUUUGUCUAAAUAAUUUAAUUUAAUAUUUAUAGGAGUUUGAAUAUAUAAAACAUUAAUUUUAAAAUAAACUACAUUAAAUUGGAUUAAUUAAAUUUAGAUAAAGAAUAAUCUUUAUAAUAAGAGCUUAAUACAUUAAUUUUAAAACUUGAUGAAAAAGAACAAGAGAUAGAAUAAUAAUAUAACUUUUAUGAUUAAUAACAAUAACAUUUAAAUGAAUAAUCAUAAUAAAAUAAACUAGAAAUAGCAGAAUUAAAGCUAUUGAUUAAUAAUAAUUAACAUAAUCAUUAAGAGAGAAUAGAAAGAUAUGAAAUACAAUUACUAUAAAAUAACGAAAACCAACAACAAAUAUAAAUAUAAAAUAUAGAAUUAUAAAGCUUAGUAGAAGAAUAGAAAUAACAAAUUUAAUAACUAGAAAAUCACAAUGAAAAAUUAGAUUCUUCAUGUUAAAAUUAUAUUCAUUAAUUAGAACUAAAAACUAAAUAAGAAAGCAAUUUAUAAUUUGACUUAAAAAAUAAAUAAAAUUAAAUUUUGGAAAUUGAAGCAUAAAUAAACUUCUUAAGACUCCAAGAAGAACAUAAUAAUAAAAUCAUUAAUUAAAAAAAUAAUGAAAUACAAUACUUAAAUUCUAAACUAGAAAAAGAAUCUUAUUAUUAUAUGGAAUAAUUAAAUCUUAAAAAUGAAAAUGAAGAAAAAAAUAACCUUAAUACAAUUAAAUUAAAAGAAGUUUAUUUUUAUAUAUAUUUUAAUGAAAAUGCAAUAAAAAAACUAGAAGAAAAAAUAUUAAACAUAACAGAAUAGUUUAAUAAAUAUAAAAAUAUAGCAGAAAGUAAAAUAACAGAUAUACUAUAAAAAAUUUCAUAUGGUUAGACUACUUCAUAAAUAAUGAAAGACAUUUCAAAUUAAUUAGAAUUAACUAAAAAAAAUGAAGAUUUAACAGAAACUUUAAAAUAAAAAGAAUACUAAGAAAAGGAAUUUUAUUAAGCAAUAAAAGUUUAUUUACAAGAAAGUAAAAAGAAUUCUUUGAUAAAUAAUAAUAUAUUGAUUAACUAAAUUCAUAAAAUGAUGUUAAUAUUAUUAAAAAUAUUUUCAAAAAUAUUCUUAAGAACAUAAAUGAUAAAGAAAGAGAACUUUAAUUUUAAGUUUAUUAAUUAAAAGAAAAAAAGCUAGCUUUAAAUAUUACUAAUCUAAAUGCUAAGAACUUGA
Messenger RNA from Ichthyophthirius multifiliis, 1386 nucleotides. RefSeq names its product kinesin motor domain protein. The record is from RefSeq and is a predicted model, not a curated record. The transcript is spliced from 6 exons. Lineage: Eukaryota; Ciliophora; Oligohymenophorea; Hymenostomatida.